GUUCCGCGAGAGGCAGAAGGCAGAAUACACGCGAGAGAGAAUUCUGAUAGGCGACUUCCGGCGAUUCCUUGGCGAUUUCUUAGCGAAUCCGACGAUUUCCUCUCUUUUUCCGAUUAGAUGGAGACUUCAAGUUCUAGUGAGCAAUUAUUAUAUGGACCCGAAGACCCGUCCUUGCUAAAUUUACAGAAACAUCACAUUUCACAUAAACUCAUGAAAGAGGGCACAACCCAAGUAUUUAAAGUCCGAAGGACAGAAAGCAAGACUUGGGACGUCGAAAUUCACGAGAAUGUUAGAUAUUGGCUUGACGUCUUUGGUUUCAAAGGCGUGAUCGAUUGUGGGAAGCCCAUGAAGGUGGACAACGAGCUGAUCACGGCGUUGAUUGAGCGUUGGAGACCGGAGACGCACACUUUCCAUCUACCGAUCGGUGAGACGACGAUCACCUUGGAAGAUGUGCAAGCCAUUUGGGGCUUGAGGGCGGAUGGUCGCGUUUUCACAGGGCGUGACUAUCAUGACAACUUUUCAGACUGGACCAGCAAGUGCCGCGAUCUGUUGGGAUGGAUACCAGAUACUUCCACAGAGACAAAGCAAGGCGGUUUGCUGAUGACCGCACUGAUCAACCAGACAAGGAUGCCUCUGGGUGAUGACCUACCUAUGUACGUAUACAUCCAAAGGGCACGUAUCCAUGCCCUAAUUUUAUUAGGAGGUCUCAUUCUACCGGACACCACGGGGUGUAAGGUGCCAUUUAUGUGGUUGAAUGGGCUUGGGGAUCCAGAAGAGGUGAAGAAUAUUAGUUGGGGAAGUGCGGCAUUGGCCUACCUUUAUCAUUAUCUGUGCGAGGCUUCCAUGGAUAAGAGAAAAGAGUUGGGCGGGCCUAUGAUGCUUCUGCAGCUAUGGGCGUGGGAAAGAAUGCCCACAUUGAGGCCUGCGUUCAUUGGACCAGUUGUACACGAGCCAUAUACACCAUGUGGCGCCAGGUGGAAAGGAACAACGCAGAUAGGAAAUGCUCCUAGACAUUCGGUUGAGCAUUAUCGUGACCAAAUAUCUCUGAUUAGACCUGGCCAGUUUAUCUGGACGCCAUACGCACAUUGCAUACUGCCUGACUACUGCAAUGAUGUGACUGGAUGCUCUCUGUGCGAGACCUACUUGGUAUGUUGGGCCUAUGUCGAGGCCCAUGAGCCUGGACGAGGAUGACGACAAUUCUGGAUCAUCACUAGAGUCAGCACCAGAAUCAUCACUUAAAAUCUCAUCAGACGAGGAUGACGACAAUUCUGGAUCAUCAAGGUCUCUUCGUACAACAUGAACAUCAUCAUGCUCUUCUACAUUCUCUUGAGUAUUCAAUCCAACAUUAGCAGCAUCUGCAACAUCUGUUUGCUCAUUCAUACCGCAAUCCAUGCUCAAAGGUUCAAACCUCGUAGAUGAUCCAACACCAUGAUCAACAAUUGGUGGGAUGAAGGCAUUUCCAACAUACGAAUACUCAACAAAUAAUUCAAUAUGUCGAGUAGAAUUUAGAGCAGCAUUGAACAUAU
Molecule: messenger RNA, 1526 nt
Organism: Salvia splendens (bonfire salvia)
Lineage: Eukaryota; Viridiplantae; Streptophyta; Magnoliopsida; Lamiales; Lamiaceae
Product: serine/threonine-protein phosphatase 7 long form homolog
Exons: 4
Coding region: 118-1191 (357 amino acids)
Biological process (GO): meristem maintenance; meristem development
Source: RefSeq, a predicted model, not a curated record